Molecule: messenger RNA, 372 nt
Organism: Lachancea thermotolerans CBS 6340
Lineage: Eukaryota; Fungi; Ascomycota; Saccharomycetes; Saccharomycetales; Saccharomycetaceae
Gene: CYB5
Product: Cyb5p
Exons: 1
Coding region: 1-372 (123 amino acids)
Biological process (GO): sterol biosynthetic process
Cellular component (GO): intracellular membrane-bounded organelle; endoplasmic reticulum membrane
Molecular function (GO): heme binding
Source: RefSeq, a predicted model, not a curated record
AUGGCCAAGCUUUACUCCUACAAAGAAAUCGCUGAACACAACACCGAAAAUGAUCUAUGGAUGAUCAUCGACGGUAAGGUGUACGACUGUACCAAGUUCAUGGACGAGCACCCAGGUGGUGAAGAAGUUCUCUUGGACCUUGGUGGACAAGACGCCACCGGGCCUUUCGCUGAUAUCGGCCACUCGGAUGAUGCCGUCAAGAUGUUGGAGGACCUGUACGUGGGGGACGUUGACAAGGACAGUGAGCCAAUUGCGGUGGUCAAGGGAGACCCAGCAUCCACAACCACAGGUGGUGAAGGUAACGGCGUAAUGAUCCUCGCGAUCGCCGCCGUUGCACUAGCCGUUGUCUACUUCUACCUGAAUCAGAAAUGA